Neoarius graeffei (lesser salmon catfish) is the source of this 3281-nucleotide messenger RNA. It is a transcript of the gene rassf8a, whose product is annotated as ras association domain-containing protein 8. The record is from RefSeq and is a predicted model, not a curated record. NCBI's taxonomy places the organism in Eukaryota, Metazoa, Chordata, Actinopteri, Siluriformes, Ariidae. The transcript has 5 exons. Gene Ontology annotation, biological process: signal transduction. The coding region runs from base 376 to 1704 and encodes 442 amino acids.
ACCGCGCUGUCCCGGAGCCGUUGCCAUGUUAGAGCAGUAUGGGGGAGUUUCCCGCAGAAUGCGCCGUUACACAGCGUGAAAACUUUUCCCUCCGCUCCACGCUCCGCUCAUUCCAUCCCGUCUGCUGCUCCAGGAAAACCUGCAUGGCUGUUUACAAAGCCUUGAUAGCGGAUAUCUCCAGCCAGCGAGUGCGUUAACAGGCAGGAAAAUGAGCAAAACUGCGUUCUGUUGUCCAUUUCUUCUCCAAACUUCAGACGCGGGUCUGGGGGGACCGGUCCGGACGGGUUGUUUUCUUCAGGCUACAGAUUAAAAGCUGCAGUCUGCAGGAAUGAGGGAGCAGAGCUAGAGGCCCAACUCUGCACCGCCUGUGUCAGGAUGGAGCUGAAGGUUUGGGUGGAUGGAAUCCAGCGUGUGGUCUGUGGAGUCACUGAGGCCACCACCUGUCAGGAAGUGGUCAUUGCACUGGCUCAGGCUAUAGGUCGCACUGGACGCUACACACUAAUUGAGAAAUGGAGAGAUUCUGAGCGACAUUUGGCUCCUCAUGAGAGCCCUGUUGCCUCGUUAAACACUUGGGGACAGUAUGCUGGCGAUGUCCAGUUCAUUCUGCACCGCACUGGCCCUUCCCUCACAGAGCGCCCUCCCUCUGAGGGGCCUCCUGUCUCCCGGGGCCCUGAACGUGGCCUGCACCGCCAAAGCCUCCCGAUUAUGGCUAAGCUCCGAGCCCAGGGUGAGCGAUCUCUCCGCCGUCGUGAACCACGCCGCAAAUCCCUCACCUUUACAGGGGCGCCACGUGGCCUUAGGGACAUCCUUAAUGGCACCAGAAUUGGAGACAGAGACUCCAAGCGUUGUGUUGUUCUGAUGAACAGUGCACCCCAAAGCCUGUCCACAUCCCCACGGCUGCCUUCAAGUCGUGUGGAAGAGUUGACUCGCCUUGUGAGGCUACAGAGGGAGUCUCUGACUGUUCUGGAGCGCCGAACGGAGACAUGUGAUGCAGAGCUGCAGGCAUGGAGCCAAAAGAGGCCAAGCAGCGAAGACUCCUGGGCAGUCAUGACUGAGGAGAUGGUGCAGCUAGAGCAGCAGCUGUGUCGGAACCAGGUGGAGGUGGAGGAGGAGGAGUUUUGGGCGAGCGAGCUACAGAUUGAGCUUGAAAGUGAAAGGCAGCUGGAGGACCGGCUGCAGGAGGUGCACACUCGGCUCCGGGCCUGCGAGACUGAGCUGGAGCAGAGACUGGCCCGUCUGCAUGGCAUGGAGGCAGGGUUGGAGGCCCAGCGGCAGCAAGAGCAGACGAGGGAGAACCAGCUGUGGAGUGAAGGAGAAGUGAAGGCCAGGCUACAGACCGUGAAGGCUGAACUCAAGGCUCAGGCUCAGCACACAGCACAGCUGGAAAACAGCUGCAGGGCUGUGGAGAGGUCACUGAGUCAGUCUAGUAAGAGACUACAGGAGAGUCAGUUUGAGCUUGAGCAGCUAACUAAAGAGCUGAGGCAGGUCAAUCUUCAGCAGUUCAUCCAGCAGACUGGCACUAAAGUGACUGUGCUGCCUGUGGAGCCCAGUGAUGUGGAGGCCAGCGUUCCCCCGGUGCCUCAGGAAUCAGCACUGACUGGUUCACUGAAGCGCCCAGGCCCGUCUCACGCAGUGGGAGUUAACCUGCGGGUGCUACACAGCCCCAUCACCUCAGCCCUCAACCCUGAGGGCAUCUACGUGUGAGGAACAGAGGAACACCUGCAGCCACCUUUACACAUCCGCUGAAAAACAUCAGAGUUUUUCAACAAGUCCAUGCGAUUUCAUAAAAACAUUGAGUGAUGCAUCAAGACUGUUUUGAAAGGCAGUCAUAGGAAGUGAUUUGUUGGUUAAGACUGGUAGUUAAUGUUUGUCUUUGCAGUGUUGGACAGUUGAUGGAGCAACACAGUAAGAAGCAUGAAGGACAAAUGAAGGUAUAUAUAUAUAUAUUAUUUUGGUAUUGGUAAACUGGAAAUAUACCUCAACCCAAGACCCAUCUAUUAGCUGAAAUAUCUGCUUUUAACUCUGAUGAACUCUGAUAAAAGAAUGUUUAUUUCCUCCAUGGAGACUGUGGAGCAGCAGGCCUAUAUGAGGAAGGACAUACUGUAUUAGGAACGAGUUACUUCAGAAAUGUGAAUAUAUUUUUACAAAGCUGUUAAAUUGUCAGUUCAUCCACAAAGUGUUGUUCACAUAAGCAACAUGACACAUGCACCUUUCUGUCUUUACUGUGGCAUCAUAUUUUAUGCUGAGGUUUAUAUUUUGCCAUGGUUGGUAUUAUAUUUCUUUGCCUACUCCACAUUUAGAUUUUUUAGCGAUGUUGAGCCAAAGAUGCCUGCUAAUAUGUAUAUUUUUGGUAGCCAUAAUCAAACUACUUGGAUGCAGUUUUAUAGCAAUACAUCUCUAGCUAUAUAAUUAGCUAAUUUUCAUCAUGUUUACCCUUUAGGUUUUACGAAUAUAUAGCUUAUGCAAGACAAUUUGCCAUGCACAUGUGUAAAACUGAGCUUUGCAUUAGUAUUAAAUAAACUUUGCAGUAUUACAGUAUAUUAUGCUUGACAAAUCAUAGAUUGGGCCCUGUCAAUUAACCAGUUUUUAACUGUUAUAAUUGUAACCAGUGCCUUAAGUCUUUAAUGAAGCAUUAACACGAUCAAAAUGGGGAGCUUCCCAAGUCCAUUUAUACAUGACAUAGGUGGUGACGGUGAACUAACAUGCAUUUAUUAUUUUAUAUAAAAACACAUCAGCUGUGUUUGAAAUCCCUCGUUUGUUUACUCAUUGACUUAAUUUCAUUUUCUUUUGCCAUACUACUACACAAAACACUGAAUGGGGGGCACGUGUGUGAAUCAUGGCAUCAGUCCAUUUCAGAAGCUUCAGGCUUGCUAGCAUAACAUUUCAUUGUACCGUUAUUUGUAAAGGAAUGAAGGCUCAGUGCUCUAUGGUGCAAUUUUAAUAAAAUGCAUUGUAUAUAGACAACAAAUCAAAAAUGUACUGUAAAUGUUGAACUAUAUGAACUAGAUGGAAAUUCCGUUUGGGCAGUAGUGUUAUCCGCUACAACAUGAAAUUAACAGGGAUUCCAGACACAGCCAUUAUUUCUUUGUGCUCACUGCUGCAUUUUGUGCUUGUUGUGAACAGUGUCGAUUUUUAGUUUCUUUAAAGAUUUUUUCUACUUUGAAACUGUAUUUUUAAAAAAACGUGGUAAUGCCAUGCAUAUGUAAAUUAUACAUAUUACUUAUAAAGCUCUUUGUGUUUUACUGCACUGCAUUUCAACAUUAAAAUCAAAUUAACACAAA